GGCCUCCUUCCUCGGUUGCCAGGAUGAACACUCGCCAAGUCAUCGAUGAGUCGGUGGGGCCGUACUCACUGUCGGCCUCAUUCAACAACGACAACACAUGUUUCGCCGUAGGCCUGGACACCGGCUUUUGUGUCUUCAAAACCGAUCCAUGUGAGCUUACAGUUUCAAGAGAUUUCAACGCCGGAAUUGGUCUGGUGACCAUGCUCGGCCAGUCGAAAUACCUCGCGAUCACCGGCGGAGGAAGACAGCCGAAGUUCCCUCAGAACAAGCUGGUGAUCUGGGACGACGCGAAGCAGAAAGCCGCCAUCACCCUCGAAUUCCGCACCUCGGUCUUGGGCGUCCGCCUGUCCAAGUCGCACAUAGUCGUCGCGCUGCUGAACAGUGUCCAUAUCUUUGCCUUCUCGAUCCCUCCGCGGAAGCUCUCGGUCUUUGAAACAGUGGACAACCCUCUGGGUCUGGUUUGCCUGGGGGAGAAGCUACUUGCUUUUCCCGGCCGAUCUCUCGGGCAAGUCCAGCUGGUCGAGCUUGAGACCGGGAACGUGAGCAUCAUCCCAGCACACGCGCACCCGCUGCGGGCCAUGACUCUGAGCUCGGAUGGCGCGCUUCUGGCCACGGCGAGCAAGAGGGGCACUAUGGUCCGGAUUUAUUCUACUAGUAACUGCACGAGGAUAACCGAGGUACGCCGGGGUCUUGAUGAAGCAGAUGUAUUUUCGAUUGCUAUAUCACCUUCCAAUACGCUGUUCGCCGUGACGUCCGAUAAAUCGACCCUGCAUGUCUUUCCAGUGCCCAAAACUGAAUCAAAGUGGGGUCUCUUGUCAAAGGUUCCCAUGCUCCCUGGAUUCUUCUCUGACAUAUAUUCAUCUGCCACUGCACAAUUUGAGAUAGGCAACGAACAGUCAUCCGAGUCAGCCUAUAACCCUCCACCCCUGGGGAAUUCACUUGGGAAACCGUCCAAAGGGAACAUCGGCUGGCUCAAUGAUAGGACCAUCCUCGUGAUUGGCUCGGGUAGGGAUGGGCGAUGGGAGAAAUUUGUCCUUCACGAAGGCGAUGACGGCAGACUCUAUUGUAACAGAACGGGCUGGAAGAGGUACCUAGGAGGGGGCUAAGGGGAAUGUGUCCGUCCGGUUUGCUGAGAGCUCCAUCAUCAACGACAUUCGUGGUCUAGUCUUUUUGUGGUGUGGCGAUACAGUCACCAUCUCCGUUGCAGGCAACACCCACACUGCAGAAAAUCCUCAAGGAUCGAUACAACAAUGCGUUUGCGGAUUGGAUAUCGUAUGGCGGAUCAACUGAUUUUGCUGAUGGAGCUCAUGCCGAGUCACAGAAGUUGGCUAUCGAGGGGCGAGCGCAGUGCUCCUGGAACUUGCUCCUGGCACUUGCUUGGUGGCGUCUUGAUUGCUUUGGAUAGAGGCUUGACCUUUUUGAGUAGCAUAAUUUAUAAUUAGACAGCC
Molecule: messenger RNA, 1448 nt
Organism: Aspergillus brunneoviolaceus CBS 621.78
Lineage: Eukaryota; Fungi; Ascomycota; Eurotiomycetes; Eurotiales; Aspergillaceae
Product: phosphatidylinositol-3,5-bisphosphate binding protein HSV2
Exons: 5
Coding region: 24-1106 (360 amino acids)
Biological process (GO): protein lipidation; protein localization to phagophore assembly site; nucleophagy
Cellular component (GO): cytosol; extrinsic component of membrane; phagophore assembly site membrane
Molecular function (GO): phosphatidylinositol-3,5-bisphosphate binding; protein binding; phosphatidylinositol-3-phosphate binding
Source: RefSeq, a predicted model, not a curated record